UACCACUCUCCGGCCUCCAGGGGAAACCAGUUCGCACUGCGAUUCGCCCUCGGACCCUUUGAAGAACAUCAAAGCUCUCCUAGUUACUGCCUCUUCGAGCCCUUGGCGGCCCUCGCCCACCAAGAACCCGCGACCAUGCAGAUGCCAGACGUUCCCGUUAACGUACCCGUCGACGACCCGAAUGCAGACACAGAAUGGAACGACAUCCUCCGGAAGCAUGGCAUUAUACCCGAGAAGCCACCCUCGCCAACGCCCAUGAUCGAGGAAGCCUUGGAGGAGGCACGCCGAUUAGCGCACGAAAACCGACUGGAGGGCAAGGACCUGGAUGAGCUGGCGGAGCUAGAGGACGAGGAGGACGAAGAGUUUCUCGAACAAUACCGGAAAAAGCGAUUAGAGGAGCUGUCCACAAUCACCUCGGCAUCUGUGUACAACCAGGUGUACCACCUUCAGAAGCCGGACUACUCAAGAGACGUUACUGAGGUUUCGAGCAAGGCCUACGUGCUAGUGCUCCUUACCUCAUCUCAGGGCACCAACGUUGAGACCCGCGUUAUGAUUGAGAUCUGGAGGGAACUGGCUCGGCGCUUUGGGGACAUAAAGUUCUGCCAGAUGCGCGCGGAUCUCUGCAUCGAAGGGUAUCCCGACAAGAACACGCCGACUGUGCUCGUCUACAAGGAUGGUGACAUCAAGAAGCAGCUGGUGACGCUGCGCGAGCUACGCGGGACGCACACAAGUGCAGAAGAUCUCCAGAAGCUCCUCGUGGAUGUAGGUGCAGUGCGAGUAGGCGACCCACGCCUGCAGCGGAAAACCGAAGAAGAGGCUAGCUCGAGCAAGAUAAGGCAAGGGCGGCCUAGUGGGGAUGACGAGGAUAGCGACUGGGACUGAGAAUAGACUCGUUCGUGUCGAUUGGCUCAAUGCCGCACUCAACACCAGCCCAUCGAGUGCCACAGCAAAGCGAUCGGUGUGAGCACAGGGCAUCCGAACGCUAGAGAGUUGCGGCCAUUUCAUGGAGACCCGGUGCGACUGAAGUCUACGUCUGAGGAAGCCCCACAAGAUGGUGCGGUAGCACUAUUAUCGGGCAAGCACACUGAAUUACUGGUAGGGCGCGAGGAGGAUUGAGCGAGGUGGAGUAUAUGCACCACGGCACGCCGUCAGAAACCGUCCCGGUCAUAUGAAUGGACAAUGCAAUUCCAAUCUAGCCCUCGUGCAGCCGAAACAGCAUUUACCC
This is a messenger RNA of Trematosphaeria pertusa, 1225 nucleotides long. RefSeq names its product thioredoxin-like protein. Gene Ontology annotation, cellular component: cytoplasm. Lineage: Eukaryota; Fungi; Ascomycota; Dothideomycetes; Pleosporales; Trematosphaeriaceae. The transcript is spliced from 4 exons. Bases 136 to 882 code for a protein of 248 amino acids. Gene Ontology annotation, biological process: protein folding. The record is from RefSeq and is a predicted model, not a curated record.